Molecule: messenger RNA, 1701 nt
Organism: Diaporthe citri
Lineage: Eukaryota; Fungi; Ascomycota; Sordariomycetes; Diaporthales; Diaporthaceae
Exons: 3
Coding region: 1-1701 (566 amino acids)
Biological process (GO): transmembrane transport
Molecular function (GO): transmembrane transporter activity
Source: RefSeq, a predicted model, not a curated record
AUGGAUGAAAACCUGGACGAAAACACCAUCCGGGAGCUGGAGGAGGUCCUCCACACGAAGAUCUACCCCGGCACGGAGCUCAUGCAAGAUGUGGGAACUCACCACUUCGUCAAGGGCAACAAUCGCUCUGUUCUUGUUCCUCAGCCGUCCGACGACCCCCGUGACCCCCUGAACUGGUCGCCGUUCUGGAAGGGUGCAACGAUCUUCUGUGCCACGGCCGUCUCUUUCAGUCAGAACCUCGGGCCCCUUGCCCUUGCGCCUAUGUUCGGAAACUACAUCCAGCUAUACAACCGCAGCCUUGCAGAUGUCGUACAAUUCACGGGAGUUGCCAUCCUGGUGCUGGGAUUCAGCAACUUCAUCUGGGUUCCGAUGAGCACCUGCUUUGGAAGACGCCCCGUCGCAAUAUUUUCCAUGACGAUAUGUGUGAUCUCCUCGAUCUGGAGAGCCAGAGCCAAAGAUUACAACAGCUUCAUGGGUGCUUCCGUUCUCAACGGGAUUGGCGCAGGUCCUUGUGAGACUCUGAUGCCUCAAGUCAUUGCAGACAUUAUCUUUUUGCAUGAUCGUGGAAAGUACCAGACACUAUACUUCAGCUUAUACUUCGGGUCUUUGAUGGUUGGGCCAAUCAUCAGCGGUGCGAUGGCUGAGCAUACCGGAGUGGAAAGCUUCUGGUGGUUCAACACGGGAAUGUUGCUCUUCACCCUGCUGGUCUGCAUCUUCUUGUUCCCAGAGACUCGGUAUCACAGAGCUUGGGAGACAGGUGACACACCGAAGCCACCGCCGGUCAGGGACCCAAAAGCGACUGUCGACAAGGUGGAAGGUUCACUCCACGAGAAACAUAGCGGGACCGACCAAGAAGAAGCCCUGGGAACACCAGCCACCCAUGCAGCAACGCAACACAGCGCCGCCGCCGGUGACAAGAUUGCUCCUACCGAAACACACAUCGAUCCUUGCCUGGGCCGAGGAGGCCCGGGCAAGAAACAGUUCUUGCCCUUCCAGCCCUAUUCAGGCAAUUUGUUCCGCGAGCUCUGGCUGCCAUUUUACCUACACCUCUUCCCAAUUGUCGAGUUCGCCGCGUUCGUCGUCUCAUGGAGCGCCUCCGGCUUCCUCGUCGUCAACUUGUCUCAGUCCCAAGCCUUCGCCGCCCCGCCAUACAACUUCUCGUCCCAGACUAUCGGGCUGUUCAACCUCGCGGUGCUAGUCGGUGGAGGAGUUGGUCUUUUCACCUGUGGGCCUCUCAGCGACUGGGUCGCUGCUUAUCUGACCAGGAGGAACAACGGCGUCCGAGAGCCAGAGAUGAGACUGGUGGCCAUGGUCCCAUACAUCAUCAUCAUGGUCAUUGGCUCCAUCGUCACCAGCGUUGGCUAUGACUACCACUGGAAAUGGGAGGCCAUCGUCAUUAUAGGAUACAGUUUCCUGGGAUGCCAGGUCGCGGCCCUGCCAAGUAUUGCCUCGACAUAUGCCAUCGAUAGUUACAAACCGGUGACGGGAUCGUUGUUCGUGACCAUCACGGUAAACAAGAACCUCUGGGGAUAUGGCGUUUCAAAAUUCUUGACGCCAUGGGCAGAGGAGAAGGGUUUCAUCCCACCGAUACUGACCAACAUGGCUCUCAUCACUUUCUUCUCCUGCUGCGGUAUAAUCUUCUGGUUUGCUGGUAAGAAGUUCAGAGGUAUCACUGCAAACUCCUUUGUACACAAGCUCUAA